UGUGAAGAUGAAACCCCAAGAGCUGACCUUCACUGUCAGUGGAGAGGGGCAUGUGCCUCAGGUGACAGUCGAGUGCCCGGGCCUUCGGAGUAAGAGAGGAACCCCUGUGCUGCGCUUCAGGAGGCUCCUGCUGGGGGAUUCACAGACACUCCCCCUGGUCCUUCGUAACAAUGGCAUCAUACCCACAAAGUUUACAGUUCAUAUCAUGGAUGACCAGGGAGUUUUCUUCCUGAAAAGCACGCAGUCCGCACUCCGUGCCUUCCACACUGCAGACAUGGAAAAGGACUCCACUGGAAAAGCCAAGAAGCCUUACCUGCUCCUGGAACACGGGCAAUCAGCAGAGUUUCAUGUGUUUUUCAAACCCACCCUGGCCCAACGUCUGAAAGGGAAGAUCCGUGUGCCAGUGUCAGGCAACAGUGAGAUCGACAUAGAGCUGGUGGGUGAAGGCCACAAUGAUGACUUCACCCUUGAUAACCUCCCUGGACUAGCAGAAGACAGCCAGGGGAGCAAUGCUGAGGGCAAUCUGGAGGACGACAUCAUUGAGGCUGUCAGAGCGAAUCACAUAAAGUUUGGGGAGUGUGCAGUCAGGGAGCUCUGCGACAAGACCUUCACAGUCACCAACCGCAGCAAGGAGGAGGUGAUGCAGUUUGAGUGUCUGCUGGCAGAUGCCCCGUUCCAGUUCUCCCCCAAGGUGAGCUGGGACAGCCCUGCCUUUCUCAGUUGCUCAGGCCCUUUCCUGGUGUUCCUGGGAGCUGGCAGGGAGUCACCACAUUCCAGUAAGAGCCCGUUCCAGUGCCAUGCAGGAGAUGCAAUCCCUGUCUUUGCUGGGGCAGGGCUGUCAGCCCAGCAGAAAAGGCUCCGCGUUCUGGGAGGUGGCACCUUCUGUUCAUAUUUUGCUCUGUCAAAUCUCACAUAAAUCCUCACUGAGGUGCUGAUUCCCAGCACAGCUGCUCGCCAUAUCAGUCCCUUUUGCUGUCAGUGCUGCCCUUGCCAGUGAUUCCAGUUUGGUCUUGACUCUCUGGUUCUCCCUAGGUGGGACACCUCCAGCCUGGC
Messenger RNA from Pseudopipra pipra, 1053 nucleotides. Its product is annotated as hydrocephalus-inducing protein homolog. The record is from RefSeq and is a predicted model, not a curated record. Gene Ontology annotation, biological process: cilium movement; axonemal central apparatus assembly. Bases 8 to 916 code for a protein of 302 amino acids. Gene Ontology annotation, cellular component: axoneme. NCBI's taxonomy places the organism in Eukaryota, Metazoa, Chordata, Aves, Passeriformes, Pipridae. The transcript is spliced from 4 exons.